AGCUCGCUCUCCGCCUUCUCCCAGGCCCAGUCUCGGAUCUCAGGCCACGCCCCGUUCCCAUCUCCCUUCCCCGCCCUCAACGAUUUCCUCCUGGCGUCGUUCUUGCCACGCCCCUCUGCGUGGCGUAGCGGAAAAGGCCGCUCUGGCCGCCUGGAGGACUUGUCAUCUGUGCGCGACGGCGCAGGCCGGUGGUGGGCGGGGCUCACGUGAGGGGGUGGAAGUGUCCCGGUGCUUUUCGCUUUGCUGCUUUAGCUCCCCAGUGUUUGGCGAUGGGGCAGCUGGAGUUCUGGAGGUUCAUGUCAAGGUUUAAUGCAUUCAAACGGACUAAUAUCAUACUGCACCAUUUGAGAAUGUCCAAGCACACAGAUGCCACAGAAGAGGUACUAUUGGAAAAAAAAGGUUGUGCAGGAGUCAUAACACUAAACAGACCAAAGUCGCUAAAUGCAUUGACUCUUAAUAUGGUUCAGCAGAUUUAUCCACAGCUAAAGAAGUGGGAACAAGAUCCUGAAACUUUCCUGAUUAUUAUAAAGGGAGCUGGAGAAAAGGCUUUCUGUGCUGGGGGUGAUAUCAGAGCGAUCUCAGAAGCUGAAAAUGCAAACCAGAAGAUAGCCUCAGUUUUCUUCAGAGACGAAUAUAUGCUGAACAAUGCUAUUGCUUCUUGCCAGAAACCUUAUGUUGCACUUCUUCAUGGAAUUACAAUGGGUGGGGGAGUUGGUGUUUCAGUCCAUGGGCAAUUUCGAGUGGCUACAGAAAAGUGUGUUUUUGCCAUGCCAGAAACAGCAAUAGGACUGUUCCCUGAUGUGGGCGGAGGUUAUUUCUUGCCACGACUUCAAGGAAAACUUGGUUACUUCCUGGCAUUAACAGGAUUCAGACUAAAAGGAAGAGAUGUGUACAGAGCAGGAAUUGCUACACACUUUGUAGAUUCUGAAAAGUUGGGCAUGUUAGAGGAAGAUUUGUUAGCCUUGAAAUCGCCUUCAAAAGAAAAUGUUGCAGCUGUCUUAGAAAAUUACCAUACAGAGUGUAAGAUUGAUCGAGACAAGUCUUUUAUACUUGAGGAACACAUGGACAAAAUUAACAGUUGUUUUUCAGCCAAUACUGUGGAACAGAUUAUUCAAAACUUAGAGCAAGAUGGUUCAUCUUUUGCCUUAGAGCAGUUGAAGGUAAUUAAUAAAAUGUCUCCAACAUCUCUAAAGAUCACACUAAGGCAACUCAUGGAGGGGUCUUCAAAGACCUUGCAAGAAGUACUAACUAUGGAGUAUCGGCUGAGUCAAGCUUGUAUGAGAGGUCAUGACUUUCAUGAAGGCAUCAGAGCUCUUUUAAUUGAUAAAGACCAGAGUCCAAAAUGGAAACCAGCUGAUCUGAAAGAAGUUACUGAUGAAUAUUUGAAUAAUUACUUUAAGUCUUUGGGAAGCAAUGAUUUGAAAUUUUGAGGUGACAGGCUUUUAAGGUAUAUUUUGUAGCAUGGGUUGGCAAUCUCCAGCACAUGGGCCAAAUCCAGCCUGCUGCCUGUUUUUAUAUACUCUGCAAGCUAAGAAUGGUUUCUGCAUUUUUAAAUGGUUGGGAAAAGAAAUCAAAGACUAAUGUUUCAUGACAUGUGAAAAUUAUAUGAAAUAUCACAGUUCACAAAUAAAGCUUUAUUGAAACUAGCUAUACUCAUCUGUUUAUAUAUUUUCUGUGGCUGCUUUGAAAUGAGUAGUUGCAAUAGAGAUGGUAAGGCCCACAAAGCCUAAUUAUUCACUGUCUGGAUUUUGUCAGAAAAAGUUUGCCAAUCCCUAUUUUAGAAGAUGGAAAAAUGAAGGUUUUUAGAUACUUUCUUCAGUAGUGUAUCUAUUGAAAUGGGAUCUUUAUUUUGCUUUUGGUAGUGGCUUAUAUGUGGGUUAAAUCAACUUAGGUAUAGAAUAUAAAAAAGACCCCAAAAAUUGUUUUGGA
Molecule: messenger RNA, 1929 nt
Organism: Saimiri boliviensis boliviensis (Bolivian squirrel monkey)
Lineage: Eukaryota; Metazoa; Chordata; Mammalia; Primates; Cebidae
Gene: HIBCH
Product: 3-hydroxyisobutyryl-CoA hydrolase
Biological process (GO): L-valine catabolic process
Cellular component (GO): mitochondrion
Molecular function (GO): 3-hydroxyisobutyryl-CoA hydrolase activity
Source: RefSeq, a predicted model, not a curated record